ACGUGGGCCAAGAUGCACAGCUUCGGAGCUUUGUUGGCUGGGUGUGGUACGAACGGGAGGCAGUCCUGCCUCAGCGGUGGACCCAAGACCUGGGCACAAGAGUGGUGCUGAGGAUUGGAAGCGCCCACUACUAUGCCAUUGUGGUAUCCUAAGGGCUACUUUGUCCAGGACAUAAACUUUGACUUCUUCAACUAUGCGGGACUGCAUCGGUCUGUGAUUCUCUACACGACGCCUACCACCUACAUCGACGACAUCACAGUCACCACUGGAGUGGACCAAGACACUGGGCUGGUGAAUUACCAGAUCUUCACCCAGGGCAGUGAACAUGUGCAGCUGGAUGUGCAUCUUCUGGAUGCAGAUGGCAGAGUGGUAGCUGAUGGCGCUGGGGGCCGGGGCCAGCUGCAGGUGCCUGCAGCCCAUCUCUGGUGGCCAUACCUGAUGCAUGAGCACCCGGCCUACCUGUACUCACUGGAGGUGCGCAUGACGGCGCAGACUGAGGAUGGGCCAGUGGCCGAUUUCUACACCCUCCCCGUCGGAAUUCGCACAGUGGCAGUCACAGAGAGCCAGUUCCUCAUUAAUGGGAAACCCUUCUAUUUCCACGGGGUCAACAAACACGAGGAUUCAGACGUCCGGGGGAAGGGCUUCGACUGGGCCCUGCUGAUGAAGGACUUCAACCUGCUGCGCUGGCUGGGCGCCAACGCCUUCCGUACCAGCCACUACCCCUAUGCCGAGGAGGUGAUGCAGCUCUGCGACCGCUACGGGAUUGUGGUCAUCGACGAGUGUCCGGGCGUGGGCAUCGUGCUGCCCCAGAGCUAUGGCAACGCGUCCCUGCAGCACCACCUGCAGGUGAUGGAGGAGCUGGUGCGCAGGGACAAGAACCACCCAGCCGUGGUGAUGUGGUCUGUGGCCAACGAGCCCACCUCCUCCCUGAAGCCCGCUGGCUACUACUUGAAAACAGUGAUUGCCCACACCAAAGCCUUGGAUCCCACCCGGCCUGUGACCUUCGUGACCAACUCCAACUUCAAAGGGGACCUGGGGGCUCCCUAUGUGGACGUAAUCUGUGUGAACAGCUACUACUCCUGGUAUCACGAUUAUGGGCACUUGGAGGUGAUACAGCUGCAGCUGAGCACCCAGUUUGAGAACUGGUACAGGACCUACCACAAGCCCAUUAUUCAGAGCGAGUAUGGUGCAGAGACCAUCGCGGGGUUCCAUGAGGAUCCGCCUCUUAUGUUCACUGAGGAGUACCAGAAAAGUCUAUUAGAGCAGUAUCAUUUGGUUCUGGACCAAAAACGCAAAGAAUAUGUGGUUGGAGAGCUCAUCUGGAACUUUGCCGAUUUCAUGACUAACCAGUCACCGCAGAGACCAGUGGGGAAUAGAAAGGGCAUCUUCACCCGGCAGCGACAGCCCAAGAGUGCAGCCUUCCUUUUGCGGGAGAGAUAUUGGAAACUUGCCAAUGAAACCAGGUACCACCCUUCGGUGGCGAAGUCACAGUGCUUGGGAAACAGCCCGUUCACUUUGUAAAGCCAGAGAGCUACCUCCAGGACCCCCACCACCCUGCACCUGAGGAAGGGCGACUUCCACACCCACAGAACAAGUGCCUCUUGCCAUGUUGAUGGCACCAGAUUCUGGUCUGGACUCUGGUGACUCUGCUAGAAGGGGAUGAUGUCAGAGACCCAUCACAGGGUUGCCUGUGCUCGUGGGCCCAAUAGCCCAGGGGAGUAGACCCCCAUGAGAGGAGGCCCAUGGGCACUGGCAGGUGUACAGAGGUGCUGCGCUGGGAUCGACUCACCCACAUGCCACUUCCAGUCGCCUGGCAAAUAAGCAUCAGAGAGGCUUACGUGUGGACACGUGUUGCUAGUGCUUGUUCCAGCCUUGGCCAGCCCAGUCCACAGACAGGCUCCCUCACAGCCAGUGCCUCUGUCUGCAGUGACACCUCUGGGCCAGCUGUGUCUGUGAAUGGCCCGCCAGGCCUUGGUACCUCCAGGCGGACUCCUCCACCUGCCUUCUGCAGAACAGAGGCCUUCCUCAGGGAAUUUCCCAUCCUCCCCUUACAAGGGUCCAGUGAGGCAAAUAAAGUGCGUUAUGCCUGAGA
This is a messenger RNA of Ictidomys tridecemlineatus (thirteen-lined ground squirrel), 2092 nucleotides long. It is a transcript of the gene Gusb, whose product is annotated as glucuronidase beta. Gene Ontology annotation, biological process: carbohydrate metabolic process. The record is from RefSeq and is a predicted model, not a curated record. Gene Ontology annotation, molecular function: carbohydrate binding; beta-glucuronidase activity; signaling receptor binding. NCBI's taxonomy places the organism in Eukaryota, Metazoa, Chordata, Mammalia, Rodentia, Sciuridae.